Molecule: messenger RNA, 791 nt
Organism: Coffea eugenioides
Lineage: Eukaryota; Viridiplantae; Streptophyta; Magnoliopsida; Gentianales; Rubiaceae
Product: monothiol glutaredoxin-S6-like
Exons: 1
Coding region: 222-530 (102 amino acids)
Source: RefSeq, a predicted model, not a curated record
UCAAACCUUUAUUGUGUUUGUAUCGCAGCUGAUAUUAUCCAAGAAUCAACUUUAGAAGCAAAAUGAUCUUACAGAUAUUCGUAUUUUUCCUGCUCGAGAAGGAAACUAUAGCAGUCCAUCAUCUUUAUUUCUCUAUAUAUGCCUUUAUGAAAUUCAGAUAUUUCUGAAACCAAGACUUAAACUUCCUCUGAUCAAAUAAUAAUUCAAAACUUUUUAGUAGAAUGGAAACAGUGAGGAGAUUGGGGUCAGAAAAGCCAGUUGUGAUCUUCAGCAAGAGCAACUGCUGCAUUUCCCAUGCUAUCAAGAUGCUGAUAAGAAGCUUUGGGGCGAAUCCUACGGUUUGUGAGCUUGAUCAUCACCCGAAAGGAAGGGAUAUUGAGAAUGCAUUGCUAACAUUAGGAUGUAAUCCUAGUGUUCCUGCUGUUUUCAUAGGGAAGCUAUUUGUUGGCGGUUCCACUGAGGUUCUGAGCCUCAACAUUCGAGGCAAGUUGAAACCAUUGCUUAUCGAAGCCAACGCUAUAUGGAUGUGAUUGUACUUAAGGCACCAUCUGCAUAUUUCAGCCUCGGUCUCUUUUCUGAUUCUGUUCCCUUUUUCCUCCCCUUUUGCAAUCUUUAGGUGAGAAGGGUUUUGUCAUGAAGAUACAGCAGUUGCACUAAGCCAACGUUUUGAUCAACUUUGAGUCUCUUUUAGCUGUGUAAUAAUAUCGAGUUAGAGUUAGAUAUGUCAGUGUGUAAGUGCAUUUACAGUUUUCCAGUAGUGCAAGGAGGAGAAACAACUUUAGGUGAUUAUC